Pyrgilauda ruficollis (rufous-necked snowfinch) is the source of this 348-nucleotide messenger RNA. It is a transcript of the gene ECSIT, whose product is annotated as ECSIT signaling integrator. Lineage: Eukaryota; Metazoa; Chordata; Aves; Passeriformes; Passeridae. The transcript is spliced from 3 exons. The annotation marks the transcript as partial. The record is from RefSeq and is a predicted model, not a curated record. Gene Ontology annotation, cellular component: mitochondrion.
UCCCUAACAUGUCCCUGUGUCCCCAGGCGUGAUGCCGGACGCCGAGACGCGUUUCCUGCUGCUGGGGGUGUUCGGGCCGCGCAGCCGCCCCGUGCGGAAGCUGCAGCGGAUGCAGUUCUGGCUGCCGCGCCUGCAGCACCUGGACCCCCACCCGCUGCCCCCCCGGCUGCCCCCCGGGCUGGCAGCGGCGCGCCUGGGGCUGCAGCGCAUCGCCCGCGACCCCGGGGCCAGCGUCACCCUCGUGCAGCCGCCAGUGCCAGACUCGGGGGACGACGAAGGCUCCGUGCAGCCCUUCAUCCUCAGCUCGCAGAGCCCCGAGCAGCGAGAGCUGCUGUCCCCUGUCCCCAU